This is a messenger RNA of Penicilliopsis zonata CBS 506.65, 1160 nucleotides long. RefSeq lists its product as hypothetical. NCBI's taxonomy places the organism in Eukaryota, Fungi, Ascomycota, Eurotiomycetes, Eurotiales, Aspergillaceae. The coding region runs from base 172 to 1044 and encodes 290 amino acids. The record is from RefSeq and is a predicted model, not a curated record. The transcript is spliced from 2 exons.
AGGAAGAAAAAGACAUGAUUGGAGGCCUAAAUAUGAUGGUGGCACGCGCCUUGCGUCUUGCAUUCAUCGCCAGAUUAUUGAUCGCUAGAGCUUAUAUAUCACCAGGAUUUGGUCUUGGAAGGUUUAUUGACACUAUGACUUCAUUAGAAAAUCUUCAAUACAGAGUACACCAUGUUUGCACUCAAAAGGCUCUUCUACGGGUUCCCGGAGCCCUCCCCCCGGAUCCGCACCAAACCUCUGCAGGUGAUUUGCGUAGGACUGCCUAGAUCUGCGACUGAGGCUCUCAGUUGUGGCCUUCAGAAACUCGGGCUGGAAACGUAUCAUGGCUGGGACCUGGUGUUUGAGCAAGACGGCGCCCAGAUCCAACAUUGCUGGAAUCUGCUAAGACGAAAAUACGACGGUGCCCCCGACGGCGACGUUCACAUCACCAGCAGUGAAUUCGAUGUCCUGAUCGGGCACAGUGAGGCAGUUAUCGACACGGUCUCUUCUUUCUUCGCGGUGGAGCUCAUCGAAGCCUACCCGGACGCCAAGGUGAUUCUCAACACCCGCCGAGACCUCGACAAGUGGCAUCAGAGCAUCACCAAGGCACAUGUGCGUCGGGGGUACCAUUCCUGGGUUCUCUGGGUCCUGCAUAUCUUCUGCGCGGAUGUCCACUGGCUCUGGGAAAUAUACUUCAAGUACGGGUUUCCCCCAUUUUUCCGUAGCAUCAAUGGAAGCGCCAAGGAUGGCAUUGAGCGCAAUGGUAAAUGGGUCUAUCGUGACCACUGCAAUACCAUUCGUGGAAUGGUCUCCAAGGACCGAUUGCUGGAGUGGACAGUCGAGGAUGGCUGGGAGCCCAUUUGCAGUUUUCUGGAUCGACCGGUGCCCGACGAACCUUUCCCCAGAGCCAAUGACUUUUCCGCUUUCCAGAAAACGCUGGAGAGGUACAGUAAAGACCGGAUGCUGAGAUGUCUGCGCAAUGUUCUUUUGAUCGCGACCUCGGCGGGAGUGUUAACCGCAUCGAUUGUGUCUGGAGUAAAGAGGAGAGGAAUUCCGCGAUUCUGACUAGUUUGAUGAGAAGAUAUCAACUAUUGUGUUUAAUAUGGCGAAGACUCUCCUUACUACUCGCAUUAAAACAGGCUAUGGUUAUGACUUCUGCAUACCAAUAGCAGCUGGCUAGA